GCGGCGCGGGAGGCGGCGAGGCCGGGCAGCAGGAGCCGGCGCGGUGACCGCAGCGGGAGCGGCGGGGACGGAGCAGACCACGACGAAGGACCACAGGCAGCCGGGCUGGGCCGGGCCACGGGGAGAGCGGCCGCCGGGAAGCGGGCAGGAGGCCGGGCGGGCAGCGGGCAGCCGCCGAGCCGCGAAGCGACAUGGUGCUGCUCAAGGAGUAUCGAGUCAUCCUGCCUGUGUCUGUAGACGAGUACCAAGUAGGGCAGCUGUAUUCUGUGGCUGAGGCCAGCAAAAAUGAGACAGGUGGCGGUGAAGGCGUGGAGGUGCUGGUGAACGAGCCUUAUGAGAAGGAUGGUGAGCGAGGCCAGUACACACACAAGAUCUACCACCUGCAGAGCAAAGUCCCCACGUUUGUUCGAAUGCUGGCGCCAGAAGGAGCGCUGAACAUACACGAGAAAGCCUGGAACGCCUACCCUUACUGCAGAACUGUUAUUACAAAUGAGUACAUGAAAGAAGACUUUCUGAUUAAAAUUGAAACCUGGCACAAACCAGAUCUUGGCACCCAGGAGAAUGUACAUAAACUGGAGCCCGAGACAUGGAAACAUGUGGAAGUCGUAUAUAUAGACAUUGCAGAUCGAAGCCAAGUACUUAGCAAGGAUUACAAGGCAGAGGAAGACCCCGCAAAAUUUAAAUCUAUCAAAACAGGCCGAGGACCCUUGGGCCCAAAUUGGAAGCAAGAACUUGUAAAUCAGAAAGACUGCCCAUAUAUGUGUGCAUACAAACUGGUUACUGUCAAAUUCAAGUGGUGGGGCCUGCAGAACAAAGUGGAAAACUUUAUACAUAAGCAAGAGAGGCGUCUGUUUACAAACUUCCACAGGCAGCUGUUCUGUUGGCUUGAUAAGUGGGUUGACCUGACCAUGGAUGACAUUCGAAGGAUGGAAGAAGAGACAAAGAGACAGCUGGAUGAAAUGAGACAAAAGGACCCAGUGAAAGGAAUGACAGCGGAUGACUAGAGGCACCUCUCCCCCUUCUGCACUUUUUGCAAGACAGUGGUCAACAGGAAGGCCCAGCAGCUCCACCCUCCCGAGUGACCGGCCAUCUUCGGACGCAGCCUUUCUGUGCCCAUUCUUCAGGCAACUUUCGACCCCUUCUGUAGCUAAUUCUAGAUGUCCUUUAAUAUUGUGAACAAAUAGACCGCCUGGUAUUACAAAGCCCGUGUGUGCGGGAGCCUGCUCCUCUGAGAUAUGUGACGUGUAGGUGCUGUAUUUACAGCUCCUCCCUCUCUCUCCAUUGUGUUCUGACCCGGUUCUCUGUGUGCCCCCCCCCCCCCUUUAUUUCCAAGUGACAUUUUUAGUCUUUCAAAA
Messenger RNA from Lepus europaeus (European hare), 1355 nucleotides. RefSeq names its product phosphatidylinositol transfer protein alpha (gene PITPNA). The record is from RefSeq and is a predicted model, not a curated record. Gene Ontology annotation, cellular component: cytoplasm. Gene Ontology annotation, molecular function: phosphatidylcholine intramembrane carrier activity; phosphatidylcholine binding; phosphatidylinositol transfer activity. NCBI's taxonomy places the organism in Eukaryota, Metazoa, Chordata, Mammalia, Lagomorpha, Leporidae. The transcript is spliced from 12 exons. Bases 192 to 1004 code for a protein of 270 amino acids. Gene Ontology annotation, biological process: phospholipid transport.